Messenger RNA from Amphiprion ocellaris (clown anemonefish), 2462 nucleotides. RefSeq names its product radial spoke head 10 homolog B (gene rsph10b). The coding region runs from base 45 to 2309 and encodes 754 amino acids. The record is from RefSeq and is a predicted model, not a curated record. The transcript is spliced from 18 exons. NCBI's taxonomy places the organism in Eukaryota, Metazoa, Chordata, Actinopteri, Pomacentridae.
UUCCUGCUCCGAGCUGCUUGCACGUUAGAUACAGACGCAACAAAAUGACAACGGAGGUGGAAACGAAGACAACGGCGAUAGAAAAUGAUAAGCAGACAAAAUGGGGAGCGUCAGAGACAGCGGAAGAAAGAAAAAGUAAAAAGUUGGUGAGCCGCGCUGAAAGUUUAAAUCUUCAACUGAAGGUUCGACCUGACGGUGAUGAGCAGCCCGGGAAUGAUGGCGUCUCUGAACCCCCCGGACUUUUUACCUUAGCUGUACAGAGAUACGAAGGAGAAACCUGUGAGGGGCAGUUUCAUGGAGAAGGUGUUGCUUUUUUUAAAGGAGGCCAUAUGUACAAGGGCAUGUUUUCUAAAGGACUUAUGGAUGGACAUGGUCUCUUCACACAGGCAACUGGAAUAAAAUAUCAGGGGGAAUUUGUUUCCAAUAAGCCCAUGGGCCAGGGCACCUACACAUGGCCAGAUGGCAGCAGUUAUACGGGGGAAGUCUACAACGGUAUACGACAUGGGAUUGGAACCUACAAAUGUCCCAAAAACAAUGAGUCUUACAGAGGGCAGUGGAAUCAGGGCAAAAGACAUGGAAAAGGUACAGCGUAUUACAACGAAGAUAAGACCUCUUGGUACAAAGGAGACUGGGUGAAGAACAACAGAGAAGGAUGGGGAGUGAGAUGCUACCCCUCUGGUAACAUUUACUCUGGCGAGUGGAAGAACGACCUGAGACAUGGAGAGGGAGCAAUGAAGUGGCUGAAACAAGGACAGGAGUAUGUUGGUACCUGGCAGGAUGGAGUCCAGCAUGGUCGAGGCACACAUGUCUGGAUCCUGAAGCGAGCGGAGGAAUCCCAGUAUUUCCAGAGCAAUCAUUACAAGGGGGACUUUAUUCAUGGUCAGAGGCACGGACAGGGAACCUUUUACUAUGCUAGUGGUGCAAUCUACGAAGGAGAAUGGAGGAACUGUAAAAAACAUGGGCAGGGCAAAUUCACUUUCACUGAUGGUCGUGUAUUUGAAGGAGAGUUUGUGGACGAUCAGAUGAUAACUCCCAGCCUGAGAACUCCCACUCCCUUCGGUGCAUUUCUUCUGUCAGAUAGUCACUCAUCUACACUAGGACCAGACAUGGCUCUGAGCAUUGAGUGUCUUCUGGACAAAAUCCCUGAGAGAAAGCGUGACACUGAGCGCACACAGGUGGAGUUUGUGGUGCUGAGGCAGGACAUCCAUCUGAGGUCUAUCUAUAGCUUCUACAGCAGACUUGGCUGUGUUCGCUCCCCGGACAACACCUUCCUGCUGUCCCGCCUGCAGCUCUGGCGGCUGCUCAAAGACUGUAACAUCCACCAUCAUGGUAUUACUCUGACACAGAUAGACCGUUUUAUCAGAGAGGAUGCCGGUUUAGUAGAGAUUCAUUCUCCUUUCACCCCCAUCCUGCUUCGUAAUCUCCUCAGCUGUCUGGUGAUUGUGGCCUACCACAUCUACCAUAAAGGCAUGAUUUCACAAAAGAACCUUCUGGCUGCCUGCUUAUCCAGACUGUUGACAGAUGACAUCCUUCCCAAUGCAAAGAAUGUAAAAGGCUUCCUGUUUAGGCAGGCAGACCUUCCAGUGGUGGCUUUGAACUACAUGAAGAGGUGCUGGGAAGUCUACCAGGCUUACUGCAGGGUCAGAACAGGCUCCACAGAUGACCUGACUAUGACCUGCCGACACCUGCUGUGGAUGUUUAAGGAUCUCCAACUACUGGACCAUAACCUGACCACAGCGAAGCUGAUGGACAUCAUCACUGCAGAGAGCUGUGACCCCAGCAACCGAUCCUCCUGUCUGGAUCUGGAGAUUACAUUCCUGGAGUUUUUUGAGGUACUUCUAGGCUGUGCAGAAGUGAAAUGCCAGCAUUUUUCUGAAGUUCUGGAGGAGGACGGACCCCUGUUGAGGUCUGACUCUGAGGCCAUGACGUAUCAACCAGAGACGGAGGCCAGUGAGGAGAUGAUGAAUGCUACAAUCAGUACUUCUCAAUCGUCAGAUGAUUCAACUGCUCAGCACGUGGGAAGUCAAGAUACCAAGACAAACCUCACUGAGGCAUCGUCAUCUGCAGAACACACAGAAGACCACAGUGAAGGGAACGACGUGCAGAUCAGUAGAAUGGAGAGUAAAAACCAGGAAGUGGAGCUCAGGAGCCAGACAGUGCAUCAGUUCUUUAACCACAUCUUCUUCCAAGCAUUUGACCAUCACCAGUUAGUGACCAGAAUUAUAGAAGAAGAGAAACACUGCCAGGAGGCCCAGAGAUGCAUCGCUCUGUCCAACGCCCAGCAAACAGCCAGGGAGAAAGGGCAAUAGGAGAAAGACAAAUGACACAGGAUGAUAAAGAUGCAGCAAUAUGAGCAGCCGAGAAACUUGAUGAACACAGGAUGAAACCGACUAGUCUGAACCUGUACCAUCCUCAGUCUGAAAACUAACAAAAUACAAUCUGUAAUAAAGGUAUUAAGUGUA